AUGGCUAUUUCCUGGGUAGCGUCGAGGCGUUAUAUCCCCUUUAAGAGAAUCUCGCGACGUUGUAUUCUAUCCAAGUCCAUAUCUACCCACCCAGGGAAGACUCAGAUCCAUCAGCCCCUUUAUAUUUCCCCUGUUGAUGCGGAGCCACUUCAUCGCUACCGCCAGGGCGGCUAUCACCCAGUCACCUUGGGAGAAUGCCUGAAAUCCGGACGAUACAAAGUGCUACAUAAACUAGGAUGGGGAGGUUACUCGACAGUGGAUGGUAUUUAUGUUGCUGUCAAGAUAUCCGUUGCUGAAAUAUACUGUAUUGGGCAGAAGCGAGAGCUGGAAACUCUGAAGAAGUUGGGAUUUCGGUACCCUCGUCUAAAACAUACAGUGCACUUACUUGAUAACUUCGAUCUGAAGGGUCCAAAUGGAUCUUACAAUUGCCUGGUAUAUGAGCUUGUGGGGCCUACCAUUCCAGACACAAUUGAUACACACUUUUCCAACGGAAGACUCCCUGGGAAGCUCGCCAAAAUAAUUGCCAAGCAAAGCCUUGUCGGACUUGAUGGCUUGCACCAAAUGAAUAUUGCACAUAAAGAUCUGCAUACCCGCAAUUUGGCCUUUACUGUGCCUUGUAUGAACAAUGCAACUGAGAAAGCAGUUUACUGA
Messenger RNA from Penicillium crustosum, 651 nucleotides. RefSeq lists its product as uncharacterized. Bases 1 to 651 code for a protein of 216 amino acids. Gene Ontology annotation, biological process: regulation of mRNA processing; protein phosphorylation; spliceosomal complex assembly. Gene Ontology annotation, molecular function: ATP binding; protein kinase activity. The record is from RefSeq and is a predicted model, not a curated record. NCBI's taxonomy places the organism in Eukaryota, Fungi, Ascomycota, Eurotiomycetes, Eurotiales, Aspergillaceae. The transcript has 3 exons.